UCAAAGUUCUUUGAGGUGAGAAAACAAAGGGCAGUAACUAUUGUCAAAUUGCAGCCAGAUCAGUUCUUAUUUUUAGGCUUCAUGACAGUGUAAGAAGUACAACUACAGGGCCAAUCCUGCUUGCAUUGAAGUUAAUGGAGCAUUCACUUUGGUAGGAGCAGAACUGGAUGCUAAUAUUGCAGGUAAUUCUUUAUGAUGGCAACUUUCUAAGGAGUUUGUACCGCAUACUGCAGAGGAAGAGCGUCAACUAACAUAAGCUGUUCGGCCAUCACAAACUACUGAAAUAAGUAUUGAUAAUAUUUGUAAUUUCCUGCUAAUUUCCAGAAAUAGGUGCGACUAUAAAUAUUAAUAUAAAAUUUAUUUUUAUCAUGAUAUUUCACCUUCAUCAUCACUGUCUGCUUCCCCCAUACCUCUGCGGGGAUAUAAAGUAGAAUUAGAAGCAUCUUAAUAAUUUGUUCCUUUUAGCAGUUUUGACAAAAUGCUAAACUUCAGAGGUGGACAUUUUUCUUAUGAAUUAUAGGUAAAACUAUUUUUGAACAAACUCCAUACCUCAAACAGCUUAACAAAACAAAAGCAACAAAAACGCGUACCAAUUUCCUGUAUGUUAAAAUUGCAGUUUACCUCACUCUUAGGAAUAAUUUAAUAACUUCAGAGUGAUAGUUUAGAGCAGCAGUGACUAACAGUGACCAUUACGGGAGGGAUUUGACUAGAGGGGGCCAAAGCUGGAACUGCAGACAUCUUGUCAUGAGAAGCUGAUUGAGACUCAAACUUUUUCACAUUGACUGCACCUUUAACCCCCAGUGCUACAAUUAUUAAACAAAAAAUUGAACUUGGAUCUCAAACACUCUCGUGCAAAAGACUGACACAUAACAGUCAGGAUUUGAAGUGUAGUAUAUCUUGUUUCAUGCAGAUAUUCAACAGUUCAAAUCAGAGGUGCCAUGUUGGGGCCCACCUGAGAGAAAGGUAAACUCACAGCUCAACUUUUAAGACCUGGCACUGGGUAUAGCAGUGGACUGCAGAUUCUAGAACCACUGCAGACUGCUCAAAUUUUCCCAUGGCACAAUAGUUAACUUUGCUUGGUUUAAAGCCUAAUGAAUUCCAAUUUUAGAUACCAUAAUGAAGCUAAGCUCAAGAUAAAAUCAAGUAUUGUUUGUGUCAGUGUUGUAUGAGCACUUGUGUGAUCUUUGAGUCAUGUAGCUAAAAAAUACAUAUAAGGAAACUUCAGUUGCUUACCUAGUCCAGUUAGGAUUUCAUUUACUAAUGGCUUUUAAAAAAUUUAAUUAGCCUAUUAUGCAGAGUUUUUAUGACUUCCUGCCUUUCUUUUAUUUUUGUUUGUUAUUCUUUCCUUUUUUCAAUUAUUGGUUUGUUUGUAAUCUUAAUAGCCCUAUUAAUCCAUAGAUCAGAGUAUGACUAAAAAAGCAGCUGCUGCUGAGCCUGAUAAACAUGUCAGUGCUGCUACCACAGCUAGACCGUUGGUACAAACACUGCCAUUAAGGACAACUGUUAAUAAUGGAACCGUGUUACCAAAGAAACCAAGUGGCUCUCUACCUUCCCCAUCAGGAACCAGGAAGGAAACUGUGUCACCAGCAACAAAGAGUACUGUCAAAAGAACCAGCUCAGCUGAACGUGUAUCCCCAGGAGGUCGAAGGGAAAGCUAUGGAGAUUCCAAAGGCAGCCGCAAUCGCACUGGAUCCACCAGCAGUUCUUCUAGUGGUAAAAAGAACAGUGAGAACAAACCCAAGGAACCAAUGUUCAGUGCAGAAGAAGGAUAUGUAAAAAUGUUUCUGCGUGGACGUCCUGUUACCAUGUACAUGCCCAAAGAUCAAGUGGAAUCUUACAAUUUGGAAGCAAAAGUAGAACUACCAGCCAAGAGGCUUAAACUGGAAUGGGUCUAUGGGUAUAGGGGUCGGGACUGUCGCAGUAACCUAUACCUACUUCCAACGGGCGAAACUGUGUAUUUCAUUGCAUCAGUAGUUGUGUUAUACAAUGUUGAAGAACAACUUCAGAGACAUUACACUGGUCACAAUGAUGAUGUGAAGUGCCUAGCUGUCCAUCCUGACCGGAUCACCAUAGCAACGGGUCAGGUUGCAGGUACCUCUAAGGAUGGAAAACCAUUACCACCCCAUGUACGUGUUUGGGAUUCUGUUACUUUGAAUACACUGCAUAUCAUUGGGAUGGGCUUUUUUGACCGAGCUGUCACCUGCAUUGCUUUUUCUAAGUCUAAUGGAGGAAGUAACCUUUGUUCGGUGGAUGAUUCAAAUGACCAUGUGCUUUCUGUAUGGGACUGGCAGAAGGAAGAGAGGCUGGCAGAUGUCAAGUGUUCUAAUGAGGCGGUAUUUGCAACAGAUUUUCAUCCUACAGACACAAAUAUAAUAGUUACCUGUGGAAAAUCACACCUUUACUUUUGGACAUUAGAAGGGAACUCCCUUAUUAAAAAGCAAGGAUUAUUUGAGAAACAAGAGAAGCCAAAGUUUGUCCUGUGUGUGACCUUUUCUGAAAAUGGUGAUACAAUUACAGGAGACUCAAGUGGAAACAUCUUAGUUUGGGGAAAAGGUACAAAUAGAAUAAGCUAUGCACUUCAAGGAGCCCAUGAGGGUGGCAUUUUUGCACUUUGUAUGCUGCGAGAUGGUACACUGGUAUCAGGAGGUGGAAAAGACAGAAAACUAAUAUCUUGGAAUGGGAAUUAUCAAAAACUUCACAAGACUGAGAUUCCAGAGCAGUUUGGUCCAAUAAGAACAGUAGCAGAAGGGAAAGGUGAUGUUGUAUUGAUAGGCACUACUAGAAACUUUGUUCUACAAGGCACUCUAUCAGGAGACUUUUUUCCAAUUACCCAGGGUCACACUGAUGAGCUAUGGGGACUAGCCAUCCAUCCCUCUAAACCUCAGUUUUUCACUUGUGGACAUGACAAACACAUUACUCUCUGGGAUGCUACUAGUCAUCGUCCUGUCUGGAACAAAAUUAUAGAGGAUCCAGCACAGUCUUCUGGUUUUCAUCCUUCAGGGUCUGUUGUUGCAAUAGGAACACUAACUGGAAGGUGGUUUGUGUUUGACACAGAAACAAAAGAUUUGGUCACUGUACACACAGAUGGAAAUGAACAGCUGUCUGUAAUGCGUUAUUCACCAGAUGGAAACUUCUUGGCAAUAGGUUCCCAUGACAACAGUAUCUAUAUAUAUGGUGUUAAUGAAAAUGGGAGAAAAUAUAGUAGAAUUGGCAAAUGCUCAGGUCAUUCCAGCUUCAUUACUCACUUGGACUGGUCUGUUAAUUCACAGUACCUUGUGUCCAAUUCAGGGGACUAUGAAAUCUUAUACUGGAUCCCCUCUUCUUGUAAACAAGUAGUGAGUGUUGAGACUACUAGAGAUAUAGAAUGGGUUACCUACACCUGUACUUUAGGAUUCCAUGUUUUUGGUGUAUGGCCAGAAGGUUCAGAUGGAACAGACAUCAAUGCUGUCUGUCGAUCACAUGAAAGAAAACUGCUAUCAACAGGGGAUGAUUUUGGCAAAGUACAUCUCUUCUCUUAUCCGUGUUCACAAUUUAGGGCUCCGAGCCAUGUGUAUGGUGGACAUAGUAGUCAUGUAACUAAUGUAGAUUUUCUGUGUGAAGACACCCAUCUCAUCUCCACGGGUGGAAAAGAUACAAGUAUUAUGCAGUGGCGAGUCAUUUAGAGGAAACAUCGGUGUGAACACACACAGUCAUGAGAUGACCACGCACAGAAGUUCUGUACAAACUGUAUAUUUAAAACUUAAACAGUACAUUUGCAGUUUAGCCUGGUCACUGUGAUUCUGUUUUAAAAUUCUUACAGACCUCAGGAAAAUUAAGCCCUGUGCUGGUUAUCUUACUCAGUUUAGUGAUUCAUUAAGUAUCACUCCUAAAGAAUGAGCUAUAUUUUUUCUUUUGUUGUACAAUAUAUGCAGCAGUACAAGUUUAAUAUAAAAACGUGGCUUGAAAGUUUUCAAUACAGUGAUAUCAGCAGAACUGGUGACUGUCGUAACUGUUUUCUACAAACUCUACUAAAAUGGUCACAAAAAUGCCUUUCAGAAAACUGUAUAUACAUGCUUAAUUGUCUCACUGUCUACACUUUGUACUGUAUAUCUACCUAUUUAGAAAAAUCUAUGGCAACAUUGAGGUACUGAAUUGUUUCUCGUGGAUGGUGAUGAAUUCAUACUAAAGGAAUAAACCUAGCUAGAAGACACAAUAAUUAACAUGUUAGAUAUGAAAAUGUGAAUGUUAGAAUUCAGUAAUUUGCAUUUUCUUUGGGAAUAACAAAUCUUUAAAUUCCACCAGUGAGGAACUGUAUUCUCUUUCAAAUCAGCAGGUUAUACUCCAGUUUAACUUGAAUAUCUCAAAAGGGUUUACAGACGUUUAUCUAGUUCAGGUAUUCCAUAUAAGCUUAAAUUAACAACAUCUUUUUUACUUGUAUAUGAACAACUUCUUAUCAAAAACAAAAAGCAACACUUGACCACAUCCCCACUAUUGGUUAAUAUAUUUAACUAAUAUGUAUAUUAAUCAGCAUGAUGCUUUAUUGUACAUGUAUAAGAUUUUAGCAGUUCAUUAUAAAUGGUAAGGCAAUCUAGGCUUUACUUUUUUAUGCUUAUGGAUAUUGUAUAUUUGUAUUUUAAGACCAAUUAGACCAAGUCUAAAGAUAUCUUUUUAAAUGUACCAUAAACCUGCAGAGGGAAAAGGAAGUAUUGGAAGCCUACAUGAAAUAUUAAUGUGUAACUUCUGGCCCCUGUGUUUUGUGCAUGGAUGGAUAUUUAUAGUAUGACAUAAGAUUGUGUUUUGCAAUGAAGUAAUAGUGGAGGUGGUAUAAAAUGGUUAAGAAGGCCUUAUCAAUUUUGAUUGUGAAACAGAUUGAAAUUUAUUGUUUACCUUGAGGAAUGUAUCUAAAGAAUUUAAAAGAGCAGAGUAAUAAGCAGACUCUGAAAAGUUAAUAUUAAAGUUUUGCUUGUAAUGGACAGUAAACAUUUUAAUUCUCUGAACUCUAAAACACUGGUUGUUUGUUUAGAGUGGUUAAAUGAAAUGGAAUCAAUGAAUUUUGAAACCUUUUUUAUUACAUCUCCAGCCUGCUAUACUGAAAGUGCAGGACAAUAAUAAAUCAUGUAUUAAAGUG
Messenger RNA from Mauremys reevesii (Reeves's turtle), 5107 nucleotides. It is a transcript of the gene EML1, whose product is annotated as EMAP like 1. Gene Ontology annotation, cellular component: mitotic spindle. Gene Ontology annotation, biological process: microtubule cytoskeleton organization. The record is from RefSeq and is a predicted model, not a curated record. The transcript has 21 exons. NCBI's taxonomy places the organism in Eukaryota, Metazoa, Chordata, Testudines, Geoemydidae. The coding region runs from base 1407 to 3662 and encodes 751 amino acids. Gene Ontology annotation, molecular function: microtubule binding.